This is a messenger RNA of Drosophila hydei, 1112 nucleotides long. RefSeq names its product methyltransferase-like protein 6. NCBI's taxonomy places the organism in Eukaryota, Metazoa, Arthropoda, Insecta, Diptera, Drosophilidae. The transcript has a single exon. The annotation marks the transcript as partial. The record is from RefSeq and is a predicted model, not a curated record.
AAUCUAAAUGAAAUGGAGGUGGAUAUAUUUACUACGCGUACCAAAGAGUUAUCCUCCGAGGAACUAGUUAAGCUCGAGGAGCAAAACAAGCGCUUGGUGCCUGAAUUCAAGGCGAAUAAACUUGAGAUCGAUGCACAGCGGCACUGGGAUUUGUUCUAUAAAAGGAAUGAAACACGCUUCUUUAAGGAUCGCCAUUGGACAACUCGUGAGUUUCAGGUGCUGCUGGCGGAGGCGAGUUCAAGCGAGAGACGCACCCUCUUAGAGGUGGGCUGCGGCGUUGGCAAUCUGGUUUUUCCACUGCUGGAGGAGCAGAUCAAGCAGGAGAAUAGUGAACAAGGCUUCUAUUUCUAUGCCUGCGACUUUUCACCACGUGCCGUGGACUUUGUGCGAGCAAAUCCCUUGUACGACACCAAGCAUAUAACCGCCUUUCAGUGCGACAUAACAACGCAACAGGUGCAUGAGCACAUCGAAGCAGCCAGCCUCGAUGUCUGUACCAUGAUCUUCGUGCUGUCUGCCAUACAUCCCGAUAGAUUCGUUGACGUCGUCAAGAAUCUAUGGCAAUUGCUGAAGCCUGGCGGACUGGUACUGUUCCGUGAUUAUGGCCUUUACGACAUGGCACAGCUGCGCUUUAAGCCGGGUCAUAAGAUAAGCGAAAACCUUUACAUGCGACAGGAUGGCACGCGCAGCUAUUACUUUGCGCAAGAAGAGCUCGCGGAGAUCUUUAGUCACAAUGGGUUCGACGUGCUGGACAACAACUAUGUGCAUCGACGCACACUCAAUCUGAAGGAGGGCAUCGAUGUGCCGCGCAUCUUUCUCCAGGGCAAAUUCCGCAAGCGUUCAGACAGCUGAUGCUGCUCCGAUGCCUAAUGAUAUUCUGUAUAACUAUGUGUGUAUGAGAAUCUACUAGGUCAUUAUGUACAUCACUAUGUAUAACUGAUGAACCAUGUGUAGACAACGCUGAGCUAGCUAAUUAUUUCUGUUCAUAUAGCUGAUUAUCCUCACUUUUAUUAUUAUGGAUAUAGCUGAUGAUUAUCUUUUUAAUUAUGUCGGUAAGCUUAUAUUUCACAAUUUAAUAUAGUUUGUAUAAUUUAAAUAAAUUUUCAAUAACAUUU